GUUACACAGAGAGCGGAAGUAGCGUGAGCGGAAAACAAUAAGGAGGAUGGCGGCGGUCGAGGGGAACGAGGCCUCUGCUAGCACCUCAGAAGAUCCUGCUUCCAUUGCAGCAGAAGAUAUGGCUGUACAGAAGAGAGAGGAGCGGCUUAGGAAAUUCAGAGAACUUCAUUUAAAAAGAAAUGAAGCUCGCAAAUUAAAUCACCAGGAAGUUGUGGAAGAGGAUAAAAGAUUGAAGUUGCCAGCAAACUGGGAAGCCAAAAAGGCCCGUUUAGAAUGGGAACUGAAGGUGGAGGAAAAAAAGAAGGAAUGCAUAGCAAAAGGAGAAGACUAUGAAAGAGUGAAACUGCUAGAAAUCAGCGCAGAGGAUGCAGAACGAUUUGAGAGAAAGAGGAAAAAGAGAAAUCCAGAUCUUGGAUUUUCAGAUUAUGCAGCUGCUCAGUUGCGUCAGUAUCAGAGACUGACCAAGCAGAUCAGACCUGACUUGGAGAAGUAUGCAAAACUAAGAGAAGAAAGUGGUGAAGAGUUUUAUCCCACAUCAAACAGCCUUCUUCAUGGAACUCAUGUGCCUUCUAAAGAAGGGGUUGAUAAAAUGGUUGGGGAUCUUGAGAAACAAAUCCAAAAGCGUGAGAAAUACAGCCGGAGGCGCUCUUACAACGAUGAUGCAGAUAUUGACUACAUUAAUGAGAGGAAUGCCAAGUUCAAUAAGAAAGCUGAAAGGUUCUACGGCAAAUACACAGCAGAGAUCAAACAGAACUUGGAAAGAGGAACUGCUGUCUAGAUUUGAACAUGCGCAAUACAAGGACAACCGCAAAACCAUCCUGAUUGUACAAAGACAGCAUAUUGUAAAACCUGUCUCUUACAAGCAACCUUUUAAAACUGUUCAAAUAACUUAAAUGCAAAGAUAGAAUUUAUCAGAGGUAUAAAAAGUUCACUACGUGCUUAAAUAGUUGCAUAGCAAAGAAAUUCAGUUUUUACUUUUGACCAUGAGCAGUUUUCAUGUGAGAUGUUUUUUCAGUUUUCAAAGUUUCUGUGGGAAAAUAGUUUUUUAACUAAUGCUCUGCUGUAAAAUGUUAACUACAAAGGCUUGAUUAAAUUAUCCUGUUGUCUCAACAAA
Messenger RNA from Sphaerodactylus townsendi, 1114 nucleotides. It is a transcript of the gene SYF2, whose product is annotated as SYF2 pre-mRNA splicing factor. NCBI's taxonomy places the organism in Eukaryota, Metazoa, Chordata, Lepidosauria, Squamata, Sphaerodactylidae. The transcript is spliced from 7 exons. Gene Ontology annotation, cellular component: post-mRNA release spliceosomal complex; catalytic step 2 spliceosome; Prp19 complex. The record is from RefSeq and is a predicted model, not a curated record. The coding region runs from base 47 to 778 and encodes 243 amino acids.